AAAUCAUCACAACACAAACAAUCUCUAGCUAGACACUAGCAGAACAAAUAAACCAGUCCGUGCACUCAGCAUCCCAGCUCCACGUUCUGUGCAGUUUCAAGGCCGGCAUACAAACCCCCGAGCAGUAUGGGUAUGGCUCCAGCUCGAGUUCUUGGAUUCGUGUCGCUCGCAGUCGCCUGCAUGCUGGCCAUCAUGGCCGCCGCUGGUGACGCCGCCACCAGCACUCCGUCGUCUCCGACGCCGACCACCGGAUGGCUGAAGGCGCAUGCCACGUUCUACGGCGGCGCCGAUGCCUCUGACACCAUGGGAUUGGGCCCCUAUUCCGCGAGGGCCCUCGGCCGUCGCACCUCCUGCCCUUCCCUUAGGGCCGGCACUGGCGACCGCAAAAGAGCCAACCCCAGGUUCUGCAAGCCUGGCGUCACAGUCACCAUCACGGCCACCAACUUCUGCCCGCCCAACUCGGCGCUGCCCGACGGCGGCUGGUGCAAUCAGCAGCGCCCGCACUUCGACAUGGCGCAGCCGGCGUUCGAGAAGAUCGGCGUCUACACCGGCGGCAUCAUCCCCGUCAUGUACAAGAGGGUUCCUUGUGUGAAGCGAGGUGGGGUGCGGUUCACAAUCAAUGGUCACGACUACUUCAAUCUCGUACUCGUGACCAAUGUUGCAGGAGCUGGCUCCAUCAAGUCAAUGGACGUCAAGACCUCCAACUCCAAUAGUUGGAUACCAAUGGCACGCAACUGGGGUGCGAAUUGGCACUCUCUUACGCACCUUACUGGACAGAUGCUCUCAUUUAGAGUAACGGACACGGAUGGACAAACUAUUGAAUUCACAAACGUUGUGCCACAAGGAUGGAAGUUUGGCCAAACGUUUGCAUCCAAGUUACAAUUCAAGUGAGCUCCGUACGUGCAGGAUUUCGAGUGACCCAAAUAGUUGCGCACUUGUGGGAGUAUAUAUGAUUCGAAGACGCUCAAAAUGUAUGCAUGCAUGUAUGGAGUUGCUGGAGUCGUACACUAUAUAUAUAUAGACAUGCAUUACUUGUA
Messenger RNA from Sorghum bicolor (sorghum), 1037 nucleotides. RefSeq names its product expansin-A24. The transcript has 3 exons. NCBI's taxonomy places the organism in Eukaryota, Viridiplantae, Streptophyta, Magnoliopsida, Poales, Poaceae. The record is from RefSeq and is a predicted model, not a curated record. Bases 127 to 891 code for a protein of 254 amino acids. Gene Ontology annotation, biological process: plant-type cell wall organization. Gene Ontology annotation, cellular component: extracellular region.